CGGGCGCGGACGGCUGCGCGUGGGGCGGCGCGGGUGCAACCGCUGUUGGACCGCCGCGGCCACCUCGCCCUCCGCACCGGGCUCGGGGACGCCGUGCUGGGGAGGCGGGGCGCUGGGGCACAUCGCGUCAGACCUUCAAGUACUUUGUUUGUGCCAAAUCAUUACUGCUUACCACAUGAGUCUAAAUCAUGAUGGAUGCCAAGUAUGUCCUCUGCAGAUGGAAAAAGCGAUUAUGGCCUGCAAAGGUCUUGGCCGGAACUGAGAAGUCAGCCAAAAAUAAGAGAAAAAAGGAAUUUUUUCUAAACGUUCAGAUACUUUCCCUAGACAAAAAAAUUAAGGUGAAAAGCACGGGAGCCCAGAUCCUGAAGAAGUCUCACAUCGAAGGCAUCGCUUCCUCGUUAGCCUUGCAGAACGAGGUUGCUGCCACGCCCCUGGAGGAGCUGGCCUACAGGCGGUCGCUCCGCGUGGCUCUGGAUGUUUUGAAUGAGAGGACCCGUCCGCGUCAAGGAAGCUCUUCCAGGGAAGAGAGGACCACUCAGUCUCUGAGAGUGAAGCCCACGGAACCGGCCUCUUCGCUCUGCCACUCCAGCCCUUCGCCUUUGCUCCACGAAGAUGCGUCGGGCAGUCCUGGGCACACGAGGAGGGAACGUGCGCCCCAGAGGCUGUCCGGCCUGCCCGCUCGCAAGGAGGACCCCGGGUGCAGAGUGGACCACAAGAAGGGGCUCGGGAGAAGCGGAGGCUUGCGCGCCCGAGCUGUCUCCUUGGCCGGCAGUGGUGCUCAGGACGGACGGGGAUCCAGAAAACACCGGGCAAACCGGACGGUGAACCGGACAACGACACCGAGUAAACGGGAGAGGAACCUAGCACGGGGGCCCAGCUGGGGUCAGGAAGCGCCUCCGUCCUCAGAGGGAGCUCGGGAGGAAGAGAGUGAGAUGGUGGCCGGCCUGGCAGCCCUGCGCUCCUCUCCCGGAGGUGGGGCCGAGGGUCCUCGGGGCGGCCCCAGUGCCCGUGGCCACCCUGCCCAGCACCUGUGCCCGGACAGCGGCCAGAGGCCGGGGCCCCACAAGGCUCCGCGCAGCCCCACUCAGCUCUGCCCCGCAGAGGAGACCAGAGACGCCCGGCUCCUGGAGGGAGCCCGUCCACCUUCUGAAGAGUCAGUGGAGUUGGACGCCGUGAACUCUCUCCUGGCAGAGGACGAGGAGGACGAGGAGCCCCCGAGAAUCCUCCUAUACCGUGAACCACGUUCGUUUGAAGUAGGAAUGCUAGUCUGGCUUAAAUACCAAAAAUACCCCUUCUGGCCCGCAGUGGUCAAAAGCGUCAGGCGAAGAGAUAAGAAAGCGAGUGUGCUUUUCAUUGAAGGAAACAUGAACCCCAAAGGGAGAGGCAUCACGGUGUCUCUCCGGCGACUGAAGCACUUUGAUUGUAAAGAAAAGCAGGCGCUUCUGGACGAGGCCAAGGAGGAUUUCGACCAGGCCAUCGGCUGGUGCGUCUCCCUCAUCACCGACUACAGGGUCCGACUGGGCUGUGGUUCCUUCGCAGGCUCUUUCCUGGAAUACUACGCGGCUGAUAUAAGCUCCCCCGUCCGCAAGUCCAUCCAGCGGGACGUCCAGGGGACCAGGUUUCCCCCACUGAGCGGGGUGGGCCCCGAGGAGGCCUCGGCAGGGAACCCGCGGGGCAGGAGGCCGGCCUGCAGGAAGGUGCUCCCUGAUCGCUCGCGGGCCGCCCGGGACCGGGCCAACCAGAAGCUGGUGGAGUACAUCGUGAAGGCGCGGGGUGCCGAGAGCCACCUGCGAGCCAUCCUGAAGAACAGGAAGCCGUCCAGGUGGCUAAAGACGUUCCUGAGCUCGGGUCAGUACGUGACCUGCGUGGAGACCUACCUGGAGGACGAGGAGCAGCUGGACCUGGUGGUGAAGUACCUGCAGGGGGUGUACCAGGAGGCGGGCAGCAGGCUGCUGGCACGCGGGCACGCGGACGGCAUCCGCUUCGUCCUGGACGUGCUUCUGCCCGAGGCCAUCAUCUGCGCGAUUUCCGCUGUGGAUGCUGUGGACUACAAGACGGCUGAGGAGAAGUACAUACGAGGACCUUCACUCAGCUACCGGGAAAAAGAAAUAUUUGAUACGCAGCUCCUGGAAGAAAGGAGCCGGCGAAGCUGAGGCCGGUGGAGGCAAGGCCCUGCGCUCUGGAGCACAGGCGGGCCGUUGGCCUCCCUGAUGGCUGCUGCCUCUGUUUUCCUGGCUCUUGUGGAAGGUACAGCUCCUGAAAGGGUUUGAAAGGACAGAGGCUUUUUUUUUUUUUUUUAACUUUACGUCAUUACCUGUGACUGUACCGUGUAGGUUCACAGAAGGUGCACGUUUGUGUUUUGUGUUGAAAAGCACUGUACCCAACAUUAAACAGGAGCUUUAAAGACUCUGAUACGAACGUACGGCUCCCGCAACAUCAGUGUAUUUUUCCGUUGGUUUCCCUCCUGUGUGUGGCUACUCUUAUGACGGCUCCUGAGUUUGCUGUGCCUCUGUUACAUGUUUUUGAGGCAAACCCGUGUUUGUAAGAGGCAGGACCCGAGAGCCGCUGCUUUCCCGUGCUCUAGCCUCUGCUGGGACUCGUGCAGGAGAGCAGACGGACCGGCAGUCUUUCCAGCCUCUUUCCGCCCGGCCUCCAUGUGGGUUUCCCCGCCCGGCCUUGUCACCGCACAGCCAACUGCCCAGAUAGCUGUGACGAUCCCACCGGGCUGCUGCGCCCCCCAGCCCGGCCACGGUCAUUGUGUGCCCGGCCUGGGCCUGGGCCGUGGGGUCGCGGCCCGGCACCAGUGGAAACCAGUCCUUUGUCUGGAAGCCCGAAGCACAGAUGGGUCCCCCGAUGCCUGAGGGUCCCAGGCUCAGGGCCCCCCCCCCCUCCACCUUUGGAGAGAGUUGUGUGAAGGCCCGGUCCUUGACGUGGUCACAGAAAUUCUGUUCUGGUUUAAAGCGACACACGGUGGAUUAUUUAUUCUAAGCUGACGCGAGGCUGCCUGUGGAAGGAAACAGCCAAGUCCCCACCAUGAUGGCUGCGCCACGGCAUCUGAGCUCGGCCAGUCCUCCCUGAAGCCGGCACCGGCCAGCGAGCGGCCGCUGCAGAGGACAGUUGGGGAGAGGUUCUCACAGGCGCCGGGGACACGGGCCCUGAUCCUGACAGGAGGCUGGGUCCCUGCGGGAAGGAGGUGCAGAGAUCACUGCGGGGACCUGCGUGUGGUGUCUCUGCUGGUUUUGAUGAAACCCAAGCAGAGGUGCAGACACGGCCCUGGAGGUCCUGCUGAGCUGCCCCCCAGGGCGGUCGGAGGGGCAUCCCGUGUGGGCCAGGCUUGGGAGAAUGGCCCCGCCAGCAUCUCCACCGUGGCCUCGCUCCCUUCUAGAAAAGUCUAGACAGCAAGCCUCCUUGAAGUGGGUCAGGAUGGAAAACAGGGUGCUCUUGUGGGUGAGGCAUCCACGUGGACUAUUCCGUUAUCGUGAAGUAUUUUUAUAUAUCUGUGUUCUGAGCUCUGGUUGUGGAAUUGAACUAUUCAGACUGGAAUUAAAUGCCGUUUUGCA
Messenger RNA from Lagenorhynchus albirostris (white-beaked dolphin), 3560 nucleotides. RefSeq names its product PWWP domain containing 3A, DNA repair factor (gene PWWP3A). Gene Ontology annotation, cellular component: cytosol; nucleus. Bases 189 to 2153 code for a protein of 654 amino acids. NCBI's taxonomy places the organism in Eukaryota, Metazoa, Chordata, Mammalia, Artiodactyla, Delphinidae. The record is from RefSeq and is a predicted model, not a curated record. Gene Ontology annotation, biological process: chromatin organization; DNA repair. The transcript is spliced from 14 exons. Gene Ontology annotation, molecular function: nucleosome binding.